Molecule: messenger RNA, 1348 nt
Organism: Clunio marinus
Lineage: Eukaryota; Metazoa; Arthropoda; Insecta; Diptera; Chironomidae
Source: the annotation of a GenBank genome assembly
UUCAGAUGUUCAUCAGUCGUUGAGGCAGUAAGAUCAGACACAAAAUAGAGAAAUUAAACAAUUAACAAAGUGAUUUGUGUUUUGUAAGAAUCUGUUUUACUUACACCAGAAAUUACGCUUCAUAUUAGAGUGAUAGUGACAAGGUAUUGACACUGAAAAGAUACUUACAAAGCAAAGUGUGUGACAUUAAGGAAAUCUUGGACACAAAAUGGUGACAAAGGAGUUAAAAGACUUUUCACUCCCGAAAUAAAAAGACUUUUAAAAGAUUGGCUCGUUCGAAGACGCGACAAUCCCUAUCCAAGUAGGGAAGAGAAGAAAAUUCUUGCUCAAGAUACUGGUCUCACUUAUACUCAAAUUUGUAAUUGGUUUGCAAAUUGGAGAAGGAAAUUGAAGAAUACGAGUAAUCAAAAGAAAUCUUGGGGGAAUCUCAUUAAAAACUACAACAAUUCAGCUAAAGGAAAUGUAGAACAAUUCAGCAUUUGCAGUGCGGAUUCAAUAUGGGGAGAGGGACAUAGAAAUGAAGAAUCAUUAGAUUCAUGUUCAAUGGACGACUCGGAAGCUCAAGAUUUGUCUCAAGGAAGUGAGAGAAAAUUUAAUGAAAUGGCAUCGAUAGCGCAUGGGCAAAGUUUCAUGUUGCCUACAACACCAUUUUUACAAAGCUCACAACUUGCUACGAAUUUUAUGGCACAGGCUCAAUGCUUCCAUAUCUCAUCAACAACAAAUGACUGUCAUUUUCAACAUCAAUUUCCAGCAGAUCACAAACAAUAUUUUUCAAACUCAAAUAAAUUUAAGAAUCAUAUAAUGGAAAAAUAUCUGCGCGGACUUGGUGAUGAAACGAAUAAUAAUGUAACGCAAAUUAUGAAAAAUAAUAAUUGCGAGUUGAUUGAAAAUAAUAAUUUCACUGACAGUCUUGGUGACAAUAAUGGUAGUGAAGAGACAAAUAAAAAGCCUGAACUUUCAAAGUGGCUUGAGAGCACCGCCAAUUUCAUGCCCAGUAAUUAUAAUAUUGACUUUAUGAAAAAUGAUAAGAGAAAGACAUCAAAAGGCAACAGCAAUUCAAGUCUUUGUGAGAAAGAACUUUUAGCAGCAGAGACUUUAGUUCUUCUUAAAAACAACUUUCGUACUAAAUUUUACAAUAGUUGAUUCUUACUGAGAUAUCUAAAUAAUAUUCUUUUAAUAGGAUUGUAGAGCAUUCCAAUGUGCUUUUAUUCGCUUAAAACCAUUGAAGAAUGGAUUUUGGAAUUUUAAAAUAUUAAAAUCCAAAAACGUUGAAAAAAUUGUGUGAUGAUGAUCUGUUAAUUGUUAAAGUUUUAUUUUAUCACAAAAUAAAUUAUUUCAUGACCUUGAU